Messenger RNA from Arachis stenosperma, 1618 nucleotides. RefSeq lists its product as uncharacterized. The transcript is spliced from 8 exons. The coding region runs from base 322 to 1476 and encodes 384 amino acids. The record is from RefSeq and is a predicted model, not a curated record. NCBI's taxonomy places the organism in Eukaryota, Viridiplantae, Streptophyta, Magnoliopsida, Fabales, Fabaceae.
CUCCAAACCGCAGCCCACUUCUUUGUCCUGAAUCACUCCCAUCUCUUCACUGAGGCUGCUUCUAUGUCUUCUCUCUCCACCGUCGCUGCAGCUAUGUAAUGUCUCUCCAGCGAGGCUGCAACCUGUGAACUCAUCGCCGAUCUGAUCCCCUCCGGUAUUAUGCGCCUCUCUCCGUCGCUGUUGUGCUCUCUGCUUACCCAGUCUUGGUCGCUUCCUCUGUACUCUCUCUCGCCGCCGCUGAGACGCAAGUGGUUGCGGGACCUAUCUUAGUUUCUUCCUUGUUUCUGUUUCCAUUAAAAUUGUAUUCUACAUCUAUCGGGCAUGAAAAGGAUGAGGGGAUGGCACCGUUUUCUUUUUGGUCUUCCUCUAAUUUUAUUGCUUACUCAUCUAUUUUCUGUGAAGGAGUUACAGCAGAGUUCACAAACGAUGGAACCUCCCGAGAAACUUAAUAAAAAAUUUGAUCAUCUGGUUCUUGGUCCUGCGGCUGGACAAGGCUUAUCUAAUCGAUUGCAAUGCCAAGGAACAAAGGCUCUUAACAGAACACAUGGUUCUAACGGAAGAUCAGCUUUGGAGGAUAGUGUUGCAUUUGUCACUGUUUUUACAAUUUAUAAUUCCUCAGUCAAUACUGCAGAUGAUAAAGCAAUAAAAACAGUAGUUGGCAGUGCUUCAUAUAAUAAGGUUGAGAGGUCAUUGGCCGUGCUGAAUGCCUUCAUUAACUUCAUUAAGGUGGCAAUGCCCCGGAGCAAUGUGAUUAUUCUCACCGAUCCGAAGUCUGACUUCUCAGUACAGAGAAGCCAAGUUACCCUUUAUCCUAUACAAGGUGAAUAUUCACGAGACAAAUUGAUGCUCCAAAGGAUCAGGUCUUAUAUUGCCUUUUUGGAUUCACGGCAUAAGAUGCUUUCUCAGAGGCCAGGGAAUAUCACUCACUACAUAUUCACCGAUUCUGAUAUGGCAGUGGUUGAUGAUUUAGGGCAGAUUUUUCAUGACCAUCCGAAUUUUGACUUGGCUCUAACGUUUAGGAACAACAAGGGACAACCGAUAAAUUCAGGAUUCAUUGCAGUCAGGGGUACUCCUGAUGCAAUUUUAAGGGCAAAGCUUUUUCUACAAGAUGUUUUGAGAGUUUACCGCAUGGAAUACAUGAAAGCUUCACGGAUGCUUGGAGAUCAGUUGGCGCUUGCUUCGGUUGUGAAGUCCAAACCUCAAUUUGAUGCCAACAGGUUUUCCAAAACUGUUGCUUUCACCGAAGACAUUCGCGGUACUAAGGUAUUGUUCUUACCGUGUGCCAUGUACAAUUGGACUCCGCCAGAGGGUGCUGGACAGUUUCGUGGCAUGCCAUUGGACGUCAAGGUUGUUCAUUUUAAAGGAUCAAGAAAACGAUUAAUGCUCGAGUCUUGGAAUUUUUAUUCCUCUUCUCUUGAUAUCCCAGAUAUGUUGUGCCUCAUUUUAGCAAGCGGAAGAACAAAAUACGAUUUUUGAAAAGUGUUUACUUGUAAAAUGUUCUUGGGAAUGCAAAUAUCCAAAUUGAAAUAUAUUUUUGUUCAUAUAAAUCAGACGAUUUGUUAUGAAUCAUGUCAGAUUGUCAGUAUUCAAUCCAUUUAUAUUUCUAUCACUUUUCAUC